Calliphora vicina (urban bluebottle blowfly) is the source of this 861-nucleotide messenger RNA. RefSeq lists its product as uncharacterized. Bases 100 to 600 code for a protein of 166 amino acids. NCBI's taxonomy places the organism in Eukaryota, Metazoa, Arthropoda, Insecta, Diptera, Calliphoridae. The transcript is spliced from 4 exons. The record is from RefSeq and is a predicted model, not a curated record.
ACUCUUGAUAGUACUGUUCUAUACUUUAGCAAUUUUUCAGUUGUUUACAGUUUGAAAAAUAAAUUUUUUAAAACUAAAGCUUUAACUAAUUGUAAAAUAAUGAAAUUGUUGAGUCGUUCCACACUGGGUGUGAUCAUUGGCAUUAUAUGUGUCCUCAUCUAUUUUAGUUCGACCAUUUAUGCGAUCCUUGGCGCAGUGGGAGUAAAUAUGAUGUUUAAGGAAGUCGAGCAACAUCAACCGCAUCAACAUGUGAGCAAUGCAUUUAAUGCAUUCUUUAUUAUUUUAAUAAUAAUAUUUGUAAUAUUGACGGCUGUAUCUGCUCUACUCAUAUUUGGUAUAGUAAAGAAACGUCACAAUUUGAUGCUUCCCUGGCUGAUACUUAGUGCCAUUGCUUACGUAUACAAAUCAAUAGAACUAAUAAGGAGCCUAGGUUAUUUCCACUUAUAUGUGGGUUACUUUCUUUCCCAUAUAUUUGGACUGGUUAUUGCAGGCGUAGUAAUAUGGCUUAUAUUUUCUCUGUUUAGAGAUAUACGACAAAAAAAUAUUGAAGGUUGUUUAGAUCAUAUCCCAACAAAAUAUCCCAAUAUGUGUAGAAAUUAAAAUUGAGUAAUUUUGGUGAAAAUAUUAAAUAUUCGAGCAAUUUAUUUAACCAAUUCACAAUCGGUGUCGUAGCUUUGUAUCGUUGUAUGUUGUUUUGUUUUGUUUUUGUAUCGAAUUAAAUAAAUAUUUAUGACAUACAACUUACAACGCUACGACGACACCGCUUGAGAAUUGGACAAUUGUCUAUUUUUUAAUAUUAAUAAUAAUUUAAUUAUGUAAUUCUUUUUUUUUAAAUAAUGCAAUAAAUAUUAUAAAAUUUUA